Messenger RNA from Labrus bergylta (ballan wrasse), 1651 nucleotides. Lineage: Eukaryota; Metazoa; Chordata; Actinopteri; Labriformes; Labridae. The record is from RefSeq and is a predicted model, not a curated record.
CCAGGUUCGCGUUUGAAUGAAUGCUCACUCUCUCGAGCUAAAUGUCAUCGAUUAAAGUCGACCAAUCGACGUUAGUUCUUACUACUUGAACACUUUGAUUGCACAUUAUGACCCAGAGAGAUAAUUCUGCGUGUAUUUCGCAUUAAACCUCAUUUGUUCAACAGUUAGACUCUUUUGUGUACAUUUUGUACUUUCUCGAAGGGGGCGUGUACUCUCCUGUGCGGUCUGUGACGUCGAUUACGCGCGACAGCGUAUCCUUCCUUCCUGUCCGCGUGGGUCUCCCUCUCCUGCCGUCGUCGCAUGCUACAAAAACACAACAGACAUGAGUGCUGUGGGAUUCUGCGGAGAGUGGUUUCUCUUCACCUGCGACACCAAACUGGUGGCAGUCAACACCAAACAGGACAGAGAGCCGUUCGUGUUUGACUGCAGCGCUGCAGAGAAGAGGCCGAAGAACACAAAGGAGGACACCAGCAGUGAUGCUGGAGCAUCAGAGGAAACAGGAAGUGACAAAGUCCUGGCCUUCGCUGUGUCUCCUUCAGGAAAGCUGGUGGCGCUGACGGAUGACAACAAGAGGCUGGUCCUGUUUCGCUGUGAGCCCUCAUGGCAGUGCGUCAGCGUCAGGUGGGUGGUGAGGAGGUGCACCGCCCUGCUCUUCAGUCAGACUGAGGACGAGCUGCUAGCUGGGGACAAAUCAGGAGACGUUUACUCCUUCUCGGUGACGGAGCCGCAGAGCGAAGGGGAGCUGAAGAUGGGACACCUGUCCAUGCUGCUGGCUGUAACCGUUUCCCCGGACAACAAGUUCCUCAUCACAGCCGACCGCGACGAGAAAAUCCGCGUGAGCCACCUCAGGUCCCCGUACAACAUCCAGUCCUUCUGCCUCGGACACCAACAGUUCGUCAGCUGCCUGCUCGUCCCUGCAGGUCAUCCACACUGGCUGCUGUCUGGAUCAGGGGACGGGACGUUGAAGCUGUGGGAGUUCGAGUCCCUGGAGAGCUGCGACCUCAGUGAGCUGGAGGAGACGCCGCCGCCUGACGCCGACAAACAGAAGAAGCCCACUGUGUGCCGCAUCAGCAGCUCACCGGAUGCUCAGCAUGUGGCCGUGCUGUGUGACAGAGUUUCCACGCUUCAGUUCUUCUCUCUGAAAAAAGACUCCGAGCAGAAAAUCGUCCCUCACAGCAGGCUCCCUCUGCCUCACUGUUCCACAGACAUGACCUUUGACCCCGAGGGUCGACUGUGGGUGCUGAUGGACUCCAGAGAAACACCGCUCCAGAUCUACACACGGACACAGGACUGCUGGGAGAGUGCUGCGGAGAGCGCCGAGCUGCACCGAGCAACCGCAGCCCUGCAGCCUCACAGGGAGACCCUUCAUGCCGCCAUGAAGUCCAGCAGCCGGUACGAGAACCUGUACAAGGUGACCUUCGACAACUGACGGCGUACCAGCAGAAGAAGCAGCAGGCUGAAGGAGCAGCAGCUGAAGAGGACGGCAGCUCAGAACACCAACGGAAAGAAGAAGAAGAAGAGGGAGAAGGAGACGACGGAGGCUGUGACGCAGUCUUCAUGAACGGACCAAUGAAAAGAGGGUCUGUGUUUAUGAGUUUUUAUGUUUGGCUCUAAUUUCUGAUUAUUUUUAUUAAUAAAACCAAAAGCUGUG